Messenger RNA from Triticum turgidum subsp. durum (durum wheat), 1233 nucleotides. NCBI's taxonomy places the organism in Eukaryota, Viridiplantae, Streptophyta, Magnoliopsida, Poales, Poaceae. The record is from the annotation of a GenBank genome assembly.
AUGAGUCAGUUUUGCAAUGGAGAAGUUCCUCGGUUUGUUUCAUCAGAUAUUAAUGUAUUACAAGUACUCUCUGAAGUCACAGUUCCUAGUUUUCCAGAGUAUAGGACAUCUUACAUUGAAAGGGAUCUGUGCGGUAGUUCUAUCACCUCAUUCGGUACCUUAUGUCAGCCAUAUAUGUCAGCUUCCAAUUUCACUUCAGAUCUUCGUAUCAACGAUGGAUCACCUAAAGGGAAACUGUCUUUUGGAUCGCAUGUUAUUGCAAUAUCUGGUUGUGAUACUUCACUGCCAUCAGCGCAUGCAUCAUACACUGGUAAUCCAGAUUAUUUAAGGAUGGUCUAUCCCAAAGUAUCUGAAGAAAUAAACUGGGGUCAAGGACCACUCCCAGGAGUACUUGAAUAUCCAGCAACCAUUGAUGUUUCUGAUCAACGAAACGUGAUUGUUAGCCAACAAUGCCAAGACAUUGUUGCAAUUGAUCAUAGUACCCACCUUGCAAAGCAAAAAGAAUGGUAUUCAUCUGGGAGUACAGAGCAAUUUCUGGGAAGUUCAGGAUCUGGUGGAUCUGUGCUUAAGGCAGCUGAUGCAAGUAUGACACCUUCAAAUUAUGCAUAUUUUCAUGGGCAGAAAAACAGAUCGAGUUCAUUCAACGUGGAUGAACUUUGCAGUGAUAAUUUACCUUGUUCAGACACUACUCCAACCAAGUCAAGGAUGCGCUGGACACCUGAGCUCCAUGAGAAGUUUGUUGACGCUGUUGACAAGCUUGGUGGAAGUGAAAAAGCAACUCCAAAAGCAGUCCAGAAAGUUAUGAAGGUUCAAGGACUAACUAUAUACCAUGUAAAAAGCCAUCUACAGAAGUAUCGUACAGUUCGCCAUCAAUCUGAAUCAUCUGAUGGCACUUCAGUGGAGAGAAGCAGCCACAUGGAUGAAGUUUGCUCCCAGAACAUGAAACACAUGGAGGCUAGUGAAGGGCUAAGAACUCAGAUUGGCUUGCAGAAGCAACUUCAUGCACAGCUUGAGCUCCAAAGAAAGAUGCAGCUGCAAGUAGAAGAACACAGCAAGUACCUGGAGAUGGUGAUCGCGAGGCAGGGCGAGAGCCUAAAACAGCUCGGCGCGCUACCGAGGUUCCAGCAUUCGAACGCGCAAGUCGUGGAUCACAAGGAAGCAUACAGAGAACAAACAGCAGACACUGAUUCGGCGGAAGAGACCCAUCCGAAAGCGGGACCGAGAACCGAUUAG